AUGGUUAUAAUGGAAAACUCAAUUGCUGACAUGGAAAACAUUGUUCUUGAGAUCCCUAUUGGAAUUGAUGUUAUGGAGGCCAUAAUUAACGUUGUUAGGAGUCAUGAAGAUAACAUAGACGUAAUGAAGGGUUCUGGUCUUGUCUAUGAAAUUAGCCUUCUGGAACCAUGUUCUCGUGUCCCAACUUUCCAAUUGGAUGAUCCAUUUAAUGUAUUAUCUAAAUUGGACUGCAUUAAAUCCACAUGUGACAUUCACAUUUCAGCCUCUCUUUUCAAAAGGCAUGAAUUCAUUAGGGUGGUCACCACUGAUGGGAAUGUUCAACUAUUUAAGGAUGAUGACAUCCCAAUAAUUGUCGGUGAUGUCGAUGAUGUUGGUGUUGAUGCAUGUGAAACUCUAUAUGAAUUAGAUGACCGAGUUCUCCCUUAG
Molecule: messenger RNA, 426 nt
Organism: Vicia faba (fava bean)
Lineage: Eukaryota; Viridiplantae; Streptophyta; Magnoliopsida; Fabales; Fabaceae
Source: the annotation of a GenBank genome assembly